Megalobrama amblycephala (Wuchang bream) is the source of this 3258-nucleotide messenger RNA. Its product is annotated as polymeric immunoglobulin receptor-like. The coding region runs from base 56 to 2743 and encodes 895 amino acids. Lineage: Eukaryota; Metazoa; Chordata; Actinopteri; Cypriniformes; Xenocyprididae. The transcript is spliced from 15 exons. The record is from RefSeq and is a predicted model, not a curated record.
GUUCUUGAUAUUUGAUCAGUUCUCUGGAUAUCUGUGUGACUGAAGUCAGUCUGGAAUGAGGGCUGCCAUCAUCAUCUUCAUCUUCAUCACUCUCUGCCUGAUCUCAGGUCAGGUACUUUGUUUCAGAGUGAUUGGAUGCUCUGGAGGGAGUUUGAUGUUCAAGUGCAUGAUCUCAAACCAGAGAAAGACUGAGAAACAGCAUAAAGGAAAUUUUUUCAGCAGACAGGAGGGAAAUAUAUCAGGCAUCAGUACUGAGAUUCAGCGUCAUUGGGUUUAUAACGGGAGAUUCACUCUGUAUGAUGAUGAAAACAGCAGAUUCUUCACAGUGUUUAUCAGGAACCUCAGCAGAGAGGAUCAUGGGAAAUAUACAUGUGGAAACAAUCAGAAAUGGAGUCAUGAUUUUGACUUAAAGGUGAACAACGAGUCUGGCUGUGGGACGUCUGUUAUCCUGGACAAGUAUGUUGGACAAACGAUCACUUUCCACUGUGAAUAUGAUAAGUUUGAAACACAUACCAAAGUCUUCUACAGACUGAAAGAGGGUCCUGUCCAUGUGCUGAACAGCUCACAAUCAUCACAAUCAUCUGAGGAGAAGAUCAUUCUGUCUGACAGUCGUGAAGAUCAUUUUAAUGUGACCAUUAGAAACAUUUCUGCAGACGACGGAGGAGUUUAUUUAUGUGGAGUGGAGAGAGACGGAUCAGAUCCAUCACUUGCUCGCAUAACCUUCAUUAAAGAGAUUCAGCUGAAUGUUUAUGGUGGAAUCGCUUCUGUCCAGGUUCAGGCCUACUCCAGUAAAUCAGUCUUCAUCACGUGUAAAUUUCCACAAGAGUUCAGAAGAAACAAGAAAUUCAUCCAGAAAGAUUCAUCACAGAAGAUUAUUGUUGAUGAACAGAAUCAAUGGGUCCGUCAUGAUAAAGUUCACAUGUAUGAUGAUUCCAGUGAAGGACUUCUGAAGGUUUUUAUCAGUGAUUUAACAGCGGCUAAUGAAGCAACGUACAGGUGUGGAGUGAAUAUCGCUGAUGAUGAUCUGUUCACUGACGUCAAACUGACAGUAAAUCAAGUUGAUCAUUUUCGUACAUCAAGUAAAGCAUCUGCUGUUAUUGGUGAAAGUGUGAAACUCACCUGUGAUUUCCCUGAGAAACACGGCGAGACCUUCAAACACAUCUGCAGAGAGAACGAGCAGAAGAUAUGUGAGAACAUCAGUUCAUCAGAGCAGAAACGCUUUGAGUUUUCUGUCAGUUCAGCAGGAGUUUUUACAGUGAUCAUCAGUAAUGUGAGCGAGAGAGAUGCUGGAGUUUACUGGUGUGGAGCAGAAACCAGAGACACACAUCUGACUUCUGUCUCUCUCACCAAUCAACAUCACCUCACUGUGACCAUGCCUCCAGUGGUCGGACGUGAAGGAAAUUCAUCAGAGAUCAAAUGCCCUUAUAAUGCAAAACAUUCAAGUGAAGUAAAGCAACUUUACAAAGGAAAGUGUUUCACUAAAGAUGCUCAAAAUAUCAUUCAAUCAGAUGAAGCUAAAAAACCAAAGAUUUCAGCAAAGGAUGAGCCUGAACUCAAUCUCUUCACUGUGACCUUGAGUGAGCUGAGAGCAGAGGAUGCUGGGAUAUACUGGUGUGCAGUGAGAGAUGAGUUUAAUCUUCACACUGAACUCAUGAUCGUCAUGAAAGAUGCGGUCACUCGUGAAGCGUCUGUUGGAGGAUCAGUGUCCAUCAGCUGUAAGUUCUUCAGGAAUCACAAGAGUCUCCAGAGGUCGUUUUGCAGAGGAGAUCAGCCGAACAUCUGUGUCCGAGACGGAGUUCGUGUUUCAUCGAAUAAGAGAACAAAUGGCCGAUUCUCUCUGACUGACGAAACCUCAGCUGGAGUCUUUACUGUGAACAUCACCGAUCUGACAGAAGAGGAUUCUGGGAAAUACUGGUGCGCAGAGGAGAGUUCUGGGUCGUUCAUAUUCACUGAAGUUCAUCUACAUGUGAUCGGAGAAACGACGACAUCUUACACUGAAAGAGAAACAUCCCAGGACAAAGAAAAAUCUGAAACAACGAAAUCUGACACUGAAAGAGAAACAUCCCAGGAAAUCUCUGAAAUGACAUCAUCUGAAACUGAAAGAGAAACAUCCCAGGACAAAGAAAAAUAUGAAACGACGACAUCUUACACUGAAAGAGAAACAUCCCAGGACAAAGAAAAAUCUGGUGAUCUGAGUAAAUCUGACACUGAUAGAGAAAUAUCCCAGGAUAAAGAAAAGUCUAGCUCUUUUGUGAUAGUUGCUGUUUCUGUGGGUUUGAUCCUGCUGGCUGUGUGUUUAGUGCUCGUGUUGCUCAAAAUAAAAUACAACCGUAAACACGGAAUCAUUUCAUCAUCAGACAGAAGAGAGACAGGAGAUCGUGAUAUGGCUCAAGAAGAGAUUCAAGACACAGAUCAUCUCUAUUCGACUGUCCAGUUAAACACAGUCCUCUCUGAUUCACAGAAUCCCCUUUACUCGACAGUACAAUUACCCACAAACCCCUCUGAUUUACAGAAUCCACUUAACUCUACAGGACAGUUACCCAUAAUCCUCUCUGAUUCACAGAAUCCACUUUACUCGACAGUACAAUUACCCACAAACCCCUCUGAUGGACCCCUGUAUUCUGCUGUCAGUUUCCAGAAGCAUGAAGAGUCUCUCAGUGACGCUACAGUCACCAUCAGUAAAAACGAGAUUCACUCUGAUUAUGCAUCUGUCAAACACAGCAUAACUAAUAUUACAGUUUAGUUUUUAAUUCAAAUCAAGAAUCAUGUCAGUGACUGAAAAUAUAAUGACUGAGCAACAAUCAUUCAGCUUCAUUAAGCAAAUUAUAUAGCAGUUGGCGACACCUACAGGUCACUGUUGGGAAACGUUGACUUCUGUUGUUGUUAUUUUUUUUGUUUUUGUUUUUGUUUUUUUUUAUCUUCAAUCUUUGUGAGCAUCAGUUCAUCAGAAGUGAAGCAUUAUGUUGUGAGCAAUAAGCCAAUCUGUGAUGAGCGCUGCAGCUCGGAUCAAGAGAAAGAAAAUAUCUGUAAUAACAAUUUAUCAUUAUAAAUGUACUUGAUGUCAUACAUGUCAGUGUGUUUUACUGGGAUGUGAUGUUUAUCACGCUGAGAAAAAUAAGCCUCAUUUACAAGCCUCCUUUGCUAACUUUAAUAUAUUUUAGAAAUGUGAACCUGUAAAUAGAUAUUUAAAAAUGUAAUUACAUUACUUAACUAAAAAAAGUACUGUGACUUGCCAAUACUGAGCAGCAGAAUAUAUAU